AUGACAUCCUCUCGUCCUUCGGGGCCUUCGUGCCGCGAUCUAGACAAUACCUUGCGUAUUGAUGCUGGAUCGUGCCGCGGAGGAUUUGAUUUCUCUCUCUUAUUUGAAGAGACCAUUCUUGAAAUUUUACCUAUUCUAUUAAUACUAAUAACUAUUCCUGUCCGCCUGUGGCAUCUCUCGCAAACGCAAAACAAGGUUGUUGGAUCCUGGCUGGUCCUGGCCAAACUUGCUGCUUGGUUUGCCCUCUUGGGCCUCCAAAUUGCCCAGACCGCCCUAUGGGCACUUCCGGCAGCCGACAGCACCAGGACAUCGGUACCAGCCAAUGUCAUCUUGACAAUCGGCGUACUUGCGCUCGGCCUGCUUUCGUAUGCAGAGCACACGCGCUCUGUGAGACCGUCGUUUAUUUUGAACACGUACCUCUUCUGCAGCCUGCUUUUCGAUAUCGCCCGGUCUAGGACGCUGUGGCUGCGCAGCGUGGACACAUUCAAUGAUACCAUUGCUAUCAUCACGACGGUAGCAGUGGGCGUCAAACUGGUUCUUUUCGUUCUCGAAGCUGUGGAGAAGAGACACAUCCUUCAGUCAGAAUAUGCUAGCUAUCCCCCCGAGGCCACUGCGGGUUUCUAUAACCGCGCUGUGUUCUGGUGGCUGAACCCGCUGUUCAAGAUUGGCUUCACCGGUUCGCUCCAUGUGGAAGACCUAUUCCUUUUGGAUAAGGAAUUGAGUUCCGAGCGAUUACUAGCUCAAUUCGAAGUGAAAUGGAGCAAAGUCACAAAUAAGUCAUCCAACACUCUCCAGUGGGAGUCAUUGAAGGCUGUCAAAUGGCCCUUGCUAGCAGCUGUUCCUGCCAGGGCAUGUGUUGUGGCCUUCAACUUCUGUCAGCCGUUGCUAUUGGAAAGAUCGCUGUCUUUCUUCAAUUCACCCGUGAGCAAGGAAACCGAAAACAUUGGAUAUGGCCUCAUUGGCGCCUAUUUCAUGGUUUACACCGGGAUGGGGGUUUCAAUGGGCCAGUAUCAACACCUCACUUACCGCGGUAUUACUAUGGUCCGCGGUGUACUUGUCACAAUGCUGUACAAGAAAGCCAGCUGUUUGACGCUCGGGGAGACCGAUCCUGCCAAUUCGCUCACCUUGAUGAGUGCAGAUGUCGAGCGCAUCACGCAGGGAUGGCAGACCAUGCACGAAAUCUGGGCAAAUUCCGUUGAGAUCGCUUUGGCCAUCUACCUUCUUCAAAUCCAGCUCGGAAUCUCCUGCGUUGUGCCCGUUUGCGUUGCCCUAUUCGCUCUCGUUGGAUCCUUGAUCGGUAUGUCCUUUGUGGUCGCACGGCAAGCUCAGUGGUUAGAAGCUAUUGAGAAGCGCAUCUCCUCUACUUCAGGGAUGCUUGGAUCGAUAAAGGGAGUCAAGAUGCUCGGCUUGCAAAACUCCUUCAUGAAGUUCGUUCAUGGCCUCCGCAUUAGCGAGUUGGACAUUUCCAAGAAGUUCCGUACCCUUCUUGUAUAUAACAUGGCUUUCGCUUGGUUGACUCGCAUUUUUGCUCCAAUCUUCACCUUCGGCAUUUAUGUUGGUACCUCUAGCGAGUCCUUGAGUGUUUCUCGUGUCUUCACAUCUUUGUCGCUCUUCUCCCUUCUCGCAGACCCUCUCCUAACCUUGGUGAUGGCACUGAUGUCUUUUGCCGGCGGCGUCGGUUCCUUCCAGCGCAUUCAACAAUUCUUGGAUAAAGAGGAACACUCCGAUCGCAGGAGUAGCCUCUCUAAAGCUCUCUUCCUCGACAAUAUUGGUGAGAAGCGGGUGCUGUCAACGGCCAAAGACCUUGAGCUGUCUUCCAAUACCUCGGAUUCUGUGGAAUCUCUUGGUCGCUCGAGCGCUCUGUCUUCUACAAACGCUGUCAUGGUCCAGAAUGGAAGCUUUGGAUGGGAGGCUGACAAGGGACCAAUUCUCAAGGACAUUACAAUGACUAUCCCCCAAGGCAGCUUCACGGUUCUCAUUGGACCAUCUGGUUGUGGCAAGUCUACUUUGCUCAAAGCUCUUCUUGGGGAAAUCCCCAGUGCUGAUGGCAAGGUUGAACUAUCAUCCCCCAGCGUUGCAUACUGUGAUCAGACUCCGUGGCAUAUGAAUGGCACCAUCAAAGAAAGCAUCAUUGCGAUGUCUGACUACGAUUCUAGAUGGUAUGAAUCUGUGAUUCGGGCUUGUGCUCUGGAGGAAGAUCUUGCACAAUUUCCCCGUGGAGAUUCUGCUGUUAUCGGAAGCAAAGGAAUUGCCCUCAGUGGUGGUCAAAGCCAACGUAUUGCGCUUGCGCGCGCAGUCUAUGCCCGGAGAAAGAUUAUUAUCCUCGAUGACGCCCUCAGCGGUCUCGACGCUACCACUGAGAACCACAUCUUCCACAGCCUUUUCGGGCCCCGAGGCCUUUUGAAAGAGAUUGGGUCUUCGGUCAUCGUCGCCUCCUCUUCUGUCAAACGCCUUCCGUACUCCGAUCUCAUUAUUGUCUUGGACCCAGAUGGUCGGAUCUCUGAACAGGGAAGUUUUGUUUCUCUCAACAAAACUGGUGGAUAUGUGUCAAGCUUUGGACUUGGGCUGCCUGACUGGCAUUACAAGCCCAAGCGGUUCUCCGACUCUCCCAGUUAUAGCAGCGUCGACACUGUACAGAAAGAAAAGGAGAUAGUGGUUGACGAGCCAGAGAACUACAACGGUGGCGGUGAUCUUGGAAUCUAUGCAUACUACGUCAAUGCUAUCGGAUGGCUCCCUGCAAUUAUUUUCAUGGUCGCAAUGGCUGGCUUUGUCUUCUGCAUAUCGUUCCCCAGCAUUUGGCUGAAAUGGUGGGCCAAAUCCGACACCGAGAAUCACAAGAAGGAGAUCGCCCAUUAUCUUGGUAUCUACGUGAUGCUUGGCUGUGUUGCUAUGCUCGCAUUGAUUGUUGGCUGCUGGCAAAUGAUUAUUACCAUGGUCCCAAAGUCCGGCGAGAACUUCCACCGCAAGUUGUUGACCACUGUCCUCAGUGCUCCGAUGCUGUUCUUCUCCAGCACCGACAGUGGUGCCAUCCUCAACAGAUUCAGUCAAGAUUUGCAGCUUAUUGACAUGGAGCUCCCCAUCGCCGCCAUCAACACUGUCGCCACAUUUUUCCUCUGUCUGGCACAGAUGGCAUUAAUUGGCGUCUCUUCCACUUACGCGGCUAUAUCCUUCCCGAUCGUUCUUGGUAUCCUUUUCCUAAUUCAGAAGAUGUAUUUAUGCACUUCACGACAACUUCGAUACUUGGAUAUCGAGGCUAAGGCUCCACUAUAUUCGCAUUUCACCGACUGUCUUCAAGGCCUUGUGACCCUGCGGGCCUUCGGGUGGCAGCAUGACAUGGAAAAGAAGAAUAUCGCUCUUCUAGACCACUCACAGCGACCCUUCUACUUUAUGUUCGCUAUCCAGCGCUGGCUCACUCUGUCGCUGGACAUGGUCGUGGCAGGAAUCGCCGUUCUACUGAUUGUUCUGGUCGUUGUGCUGCGUGGGACGUCCCUCAGUGCAGGCUCUGUUGGUGUCGCUCUCUUGAAUGUCAUCCAAUUCAGUCAGAGCAUCAAGCUUCUGGUGACCUUCUGGACCAAUUUGGAGACACACAUUGGUUCCAUCCAGCGUAUCAAGGACUUCACCACAACUGUCCAGUCAGAAGACAAGCCCGGUGAAGACCAAGAUGUACCACCUAACUGGCCCUCAAAUGGUGCAGUCAGCUUCCAUGCUGUCUCUGCAGCUUACAGACCCUCGGAGCCAGUUCUCAAGGACGUUUCUCUCACUGUGCAGGCAGGCGAUAAAGUUGGCAUUUGUGGACGAACAGGAAGCGGCAAGACAUCCAUGAUCAUGAGCAUCUUCCGGAUGAUGGAACUAACCAGCGGCACCAUCACCGUGGACGGAGUGGACAUCAGUCGACUUCCGCGACGAGAAAUCCGCUCACGCAUCAACGGUGUCUCCCAGGACUCACUCCUAUUCAAGGGCAGUGUUCGGUUGAACGCCGAUCCAACAGGAAGUCAUUCCGACCGAGACAUCUUGGCAGCACUCAAGAGCGUCCAGCUCCUCCCUGCUAUUCAAGAAAAGGGGAAUCUGGACACCGAAGUGGACGACGUCCACCUGUCGCACGGCCAAAAGCAGCUUUUCUGCCUUGCGCGCGCGCUUCUUCGCCCGGGCAACAUCCUCAUCCUCGAUGAGGCAACGAGCAACAUCGACACCAAAACAGACGAAAUCAUGCAGCGGGUCAUCAGAGAAAAAUUCUGUAACCAUACCAUCAUUGCUGUCGCCCAUAAACUCGAUACGAUCCUCGAUUUCGAUCGCAUCGUCGUUCUAGAUGCAGGUCAGAUUGUGGAGAACGGUGAGCCAUACGCGCUCCUUGCCGAACCCAAGUCGCACUUCAGCAAAUUGUAUGCGAGCGCUAUGGCGACCGAAGAAUCGGACUAA
Penicillium paradoxum is the source of this 4416-nucleotide messenger RNA. RefSeq lists its product as uncharacterized. Gene Ontology annotation, cellular component: membrane. The record is from RefSeq and is a predicted model, not a curated record. Lineage: Eukaryota; Fungi; Ascomycota; Eurotiomycetes; Eurotiales; Aspergillaceae. Bases 1 to 4416 code for a protein of 1471 amino acids. Gene Ontology annotation, molecular function: ABC-type transporter activity; ATP binding; ATP hydrolysis activity. Gene Ontology annotation, biological process: transmembrane transport. The transcript has 5 exons.